CAGUAAAUGGUUGGAAGAGGUGAUCAUGUCUUAGGUAAGUAAAUGCUGGCAGUGGAGAGUGAAGUCUAUUGCCACUGUGAAGUCCCUCCCACAAGCCAUGAACAAGGAAGCAAAAAUUACAGAGAUAAAGUUGCUGUCACCAAUAUCAGAUGACAUCCAAAGAAAAGAAGACCUAGUAAUAGUCAAGUAUUAAUCAAAUCAAACUAUGGAUGGAAACAAAAAAACUUCAACGGGUGUUUAUUCAGUACAAGAUUCUAAUGAAGCAAGCUGUAGCAAUGUCAGCCUAGAUACUGACGCGCAGGUUUUAGAGAGUUUACGUCAGGGGCAAAAAUUAUCUUGCAACUGUACGGACAGCCAUCCUCUCUUCAGUCAUAAUCGAAAAAAUGCACAAUUUCCAUGCCCAGCCAAAAGAAGUAUGCUCAGACUCAUCUAUAAUUUGAUAGUUCUAAGCCUAAUAACUCCAUUCUGCUUAGCGAAAAAACUCAUCUGCUUUAUAUCAAGCGGGACCUAUACUCAGAAAAUUGUUGUUUGGAUGACCCUAUUCUUGUUGCUUUUUGGUGCUACUUACCGGGGACUGCUUGAUGGAAACUGGCUGUCUGGAGAUGAGUGGAAAGCCUGCUCUAUUUGUGAUCUCAUCCAGGGUGGAACCAAAGACCUCAGAUCCUUAAAGAAAGCUAAUUAUAUUUUACAAUCAAAGGCACUUCAAAUACAAUUUCUGAAGGAGCAGAAGCAAAAGCUGCAAAUACAACUUCAAGAUCUAAAACUGACUAUGAACAAUAUUGCCUAUAACACAGUUGGCCAAAUAUUAGAAGGAUAUGCAAGCAAAGGCAUUACAAGAUCAAGUAUUGAAAAAAUUCUUAAAAAAUUAGAACAAAAGUUGGAUGAAGAUAUUGUUCAGAUGCCAGAUUAUGCACUCCAAUCUACAGGUGCCAGUAUUGUUCACUCCAGAACCACUAGAAGCUACCACUAUCCUGAUGGAAAAUAUUCCUGGAUGUCAUUCAUUAUAUUCCCUUUUGUAAAAUCACCAGACGUAAUUCUUCAGCCCAGUUACCACCUUGGAAAUUGCUGGUCUUUUCCUGGAAGUCAAGCUGAAACUGUUCUCAGACUAGCUAAGGAAAUUAUUCCAACAGCUGUUACAAUACAACAUAUAUCUAAGAAAAUCUCCCCUACAGAUGAGAUCUCUAGUGCUCCCAAAGAUUUUGCUAUUUAUGGGCUAAAAGCAGAAGAAGAGGAAGAAGGAACUUUCUUGGGUCAGUUUACAUAUGACAUGGAAGGAUUCUUAAUUCAAACAUUCCAGUUGAAAAAUGAAUCUUCUGAAUUGAUGAGAUAUAUAAAGCUGAAAGUGAUAAACAACUGGGGCCAUCCUAAGUAUACUUGCAUUUAUCGGCUUAGAGUGCAUGGAAAUCCAAGUGCAUCUAAGAAUUGUGUAGAUGAUCGUGCUAAUAAAGGAUGAAGUGAUAGCAGCCCAAUGACAAAUUAUUGUAGUUUUGCCAAGCUUCUCAUUCCAAACUAAAAUGAAGAAAUGCAUUCUAGGAAGCUGAUCUAUUCUUUUUAGUACAUUAUAGUAUACACUGUAUAGCAUAUUAUGUAUGGUAUUUUGUAAUAGUAUUUCUGUUUCUAUUUCUAUUAUGAAAUACAGGUAGUCCUUGAGUUAGGAUCACAAUUGAGCCUAAAUUUUCCAAGAUAUAAGCAAGAUAUUUGUUAAGUGAAUUUUGCCAGCCUUUACGACCUUUCUUGCCACAGCUGUUAAGUGAACCACUGCAGUUAAAGUAGUAACACGGUUGUUAAGUGCAUAUGGCUUUCCCAUUGACUUUGCUUGUUAGAAGCUCGCAAAAGGUGACCCAACUCACUUGAACCAUCAUAAAUAUGAGCCAGUUGCAAAAUAUCCAAAUUUUAAUCGUGUGACCAUGGGGAUGGCUGCAAUGAUCGUAUGAAAAAUCGUCAUGUCAUUUUUUUCAGUGCCUUGUAAGUUCAGAUAGUCACUACAUGAAUAGUUGUAAAUCGAGGAUUACUUGUAGCAUAGAUUA
This is a messenger RNA of Ahaetulla prasina, 2027 nucleotides long. It is a transcript of the gene SUN3, whose product is annotated as Sad1 and UNC84 domain containing 3. Gene Ontology annotation, molecular function: protein-membrane adaptor activity. The transcript has 14 exons. The coding region runs from base 206 to 1453 and encodes 415 amino acids. NCBI's taxonomy places the organism in Eukaryota, Metazoa, Chordata, Lepidosauria, Squamata, Colubridae. Gene Ontology annotation, cellular component: meiotic nuclear membrane microtubule tethering complex; nuclear envelope. The record is from RefSeq and is a predicted model, not a curated record. Gene Ontology annotation, biological process: nuclear envelope organization.